AUGGCUCCACACAAAGCAGGACUCAGCAAAGAGCAAAAGAAGCAAAAGAAGAGCGACUACUUGGCCAAGAUGAAGAAAUACUUUGACGAGUACAAGGAGAUCGUUAUUGUACGUGUGGACAACGUCGGGUCUUCCCAGUUCCAGGUCAUCCGAAAGGAGUUGAGAAGCACUUGCGAGUUUGUGAUGGGGAAGAACACCCUCAUCCGUAAAGCAAUUAAGAUGGAGAUGGAGGCCCACCCAGAACUUGAACUCCUCUUAGAACACAUUAAGGGCAAUGUCGGAUUCAUCUUCACUAAAGGAGACCUCCACGCCUUAAAGGAUAAAUUGGCCGAAUUGAAGAGCCCAUCUCCAGCUAAAGCUGGUAUCAUUGCACCAAAUGAUGUCAUUGUCCCCGCUGGUGACACUGGUUUGGACCCAACUCAAACUUCUUUCAUUCAGGCUUUGAACAUUCAGUCUAAGAUUACUAAGGGGCAGAUCGAAAUCAUUGGUAACACCCUUUUGAUUAAGGAAGGCGAAAAGGUCGGCGUCUCACAAGCCGUGUUGUUGCAGAAGUUGAAGAUCAACCCAUUCAGAUACGGAGCCGUCAUCGACACUAUUUACGACAAUGGCGUCGUCUAUGGAGCUAGCGCUUUGAACUACUCCGACGCAGAUAUCGUCAAGACUUUCCAACAAGGCGUCCAAGCAGUCACUUCAGUCUCACUCGCUGCUAACAUCCCAACAGAAGCAGCUUGCCCACACAUCAUGCUCAACGCUUUCCAGGCUUUGCUCGGCUUCUCAAAGGCCACCGGCGUCAAGUUCCCAUUGGCUGACAAAAUCUUCGAGAAUAUGUCAUCCGCCCCAGUCGCUGUCGCCUCCGUUGCCGCAUCUGGAGCUACAGAAGAGAAGAAGGAAGAAGUUCAGGAAGAGAAGAAAGAGGAAGCCGAAGAGGACUUCGGUGGUUUUGGUGAUCUUUUCUAA
Molecule: messenger RNA, 957 nt
Organism: Entamoeba invadens IP1
Lineage: Eukaryota; Evosea; Mastigamoebida; Endamoebidae
Product: 60S acidic ribosomal protein P0, putative
Exons: 1
Coding region: 1-957 (318 amino acids)
Biological process (GO): ribosomal large subunit assembly; ribosome biogenesis; cytoplasmic translation
Cellular component (GO): cytosolic large ribosomal subunit
Molecular function (GO): large ribosomal subunit rRNA binding; structural constituent of ribosome
Source: RefSeq, a predicted model, not a curated record